AUGAACAACCCUUACAAAGACUGUGGAUUAAUUCGCAAUUACAAACUACUGCUGUUGCAUUUGAAAGAGCGACCUUACAAAUGCGAGUAUUGUGAGAAAGCAUUUUGUCUAUUGCGCACUCUCCGGGUUCACGAAAACUCUGUUCACUUGAAACAGCGACCCUAUGCGUGUGAACACUGUGACACCUCGUUUUCUGAGAAGGGCAGUUUGCGAAGACACCUAAGAACUAUUCAUUUGACACAGCGCCCCUAUACAUGUGAACUAUGUGGUAAAUCGUUUUCACAGAACUAUAAUAUGCGAAAACAUCUCAUCUCUAUUCAUUCAAAUGUUAGACACUCAGCUUCGAAUGACAGCACAGUUGCACAAAUGAAAUUGAGGCAGAAGAGGCAGGUAUAA
Molecule: messenger RNA, 396 nt
Organism: Dicrocoelium dendriticum
Lineage: Eukaryota; Metazoa; Platyhelminthes; Trematoda; Plagiorchiida; Dicrocoeliidae
Source: the annotation of a GenBank genome assembly